AUGGUGAAUGUGGGUGGCAAAGACGAGACACUGCGCAUCGCCAUCGCUCGUGGGCAUAUUACUGCCCGCCCUGAAACACUCCGUCUCAUCGCUGAACAAGGCAUGAAGAAGGGCGAUGUUUUGGAGGUCGCACGGCUUGCGGGUAUCAUGGCGGCAAAACGCACCGGUGAACUGAUCCCGUUGUGCCAUCCCCUCGCAUUGACUUCGAUUCGCGUUGAACUCGUUAUCGCAGAUGAUGUGCCGCAGAUUGAAAUUGAAGCAGAAGUCCAGACGGUGGGUCGUACAGGCGUAGAAAUGGAAGCACUCACCGCCGUGUCAGUUGCGGCUUUGACCGUUUAUGACAUGUGUAAGGCAGUGGACAGAGAGAUGGUUAUCGGCGAUGUCAGGCUUGUCAAGAAGACAGGCGGUAAAAGUGGCUCUUUCACAAGAGAUACAAAAGACACAAAGGACACCAUUUCAAAGGACACCGUUUCCAAUUCUAAUACGUAG
Molecule: messenger RNA, 489 nt
Organism: Geodia barretti
Lineage: Eukaryota; Metazoa; Porifera; Demospongiae; Tetractinellida; Geodiidae
Source: the annotation of a GenBank genome assembly